Messenger RNA from Zingiber officinale, 3983 nucleotides. Its product is annotated as trafficking protein particle complex II-specific subunit 120 homolog. The transcript has 10 exons. NCBI's taxonomy places the organism in Eukaryota, Viridiplantae, Streptophyta, Magnoliopsida, Zingiberales, Zingiberaceae. Gene Ontology annotation, cellular component: trans-Golgi network. The coding region runs from base 189 to 3785 and encodes 1198 amino acids. The record is from RefSeq and is a predicted model, not a curated record.
ACUACGGAUUGAGCGGAUUCCAUCUGUCCAUUGGGCGUCGGGUAGGACUCGUGUCCGGUGAGCCAUCACCAUUUCCCUGCAGCCACUUCGCUUGGCAAGCGACAGAUCUACGAUCUAAUUUCCCACCGGCUCCUCCUCCUCGUCGUCGUCUGUAGAACAACCUCCUGCCGACUCCUCAACGCGAGGCGAUGGAGCCGGACGUGAGCAUCGAGACAGGAUCCAUGAUCCGGGUGGCGGUGCUCCCUGUGGGCGGCUCGAUCCCCCACUCGCGGCUGCGGUCGUACGUGGCUAUGCUGGGCCAACAUACCAAGAUCGACCUCUGCUCCAUCAGUUCCUUCUAUUUGGAGCACCAGAAGAGCCCCUUCACCCAUCAGCCAUGGGAGACCGGCAGCAUCCGCUUCAAAUUCAUGCUUGGAGGCUCGCCGCCCAGCCCCUGGGAGGACUUCCAGUCCUGUCGCAAGAUCCUCGCCGUCAUAGGCCUCUGCCACUGCCCCUCUUCCACCGACCUCGAUCUCGUCGGUGAUCAGUUUGCCGCCGCGUGCAAGGGUUACUCUUCUGCCCUUGCGAAACGCUGUUUUGCUUUCUGCCCCUCUGAUUCCCAGUUGGAGGAUGGGGAUAACAAAAGAGAGAACAUCAUCUUGUUUCCCCCUUCUGAUCAAAAGACACAAGAAUUCCAUAUGGUGACUAUGAUGCAAGAUCUUGCUGCUUCUUUGUUGAUGGAAUUUGAGAAAUGGGUUCUUCGUGCCGAAUCUUCUGGAACCAUCUUGAAGACACCUUUGGACUCCCAAUCUAGUCUUGGUGCAGAGGAGUUUAUCAAAGCAAAGAAAAGGAGGCUUGCCCGAGCCCAGAAGACAAUAGGUGAUUACUGCCUGUUGGCAGGAUCUCCUGUUGAUGCCAAUGCACAUUACUCGACCGCGAUUGAGCUAGCAAGGUUAACUGGAGAUGUAUUCUGGCAUGCAGGAGCUCUGGAGGGCAGCAUCUGUGCAUUAUUGCUCGACCGAAUGGAUUAUAAAGAUCCUGUUUUAGAAGAGGAAGUGAAGUACCGCUAUUACACUGCCAUCCAGCUCUAUAGAAGAUCUUAUCUACAAGAUAAUGCACAACGGGUCUCAACAGUGAGCUUUGAACUAGAAGCCACACUGAAGCUAGCUAGGUACCUUUGCCGGCGUGAACUUGCUAAAGAGGUUGUAGAUUUGUUAAUGGGUGCUGCUGAUGGUGCAAAAUCUCUAAUUGAUGCAAAUGAUCGCUUAAUUUUGUAUGUCGAAAUAGCAAGAUUAUUUGGGACACUUGGUUAUCAACGCAAAGCAGCCUUCUUCUCCCGACAAGUAGCUCAAUUAUACUUGCAGCAGGAUAAUUCAUGUGCUGCUAUAAGUGCUAUGCAAGUUUUAACUAUGACCUCAAAUGCUUACCGUGUCCAAAGCAGAAGGAAGAGCCAAAAAAUCAGUCCAGUAUCCCAGGAACUGGGAGCAAGUCAUUCUGAUGGGGGAAAAGUGCACCCUCAAUUAGUCUCUUUAUUUGAGUCUCAAUGGAGCAGCAUACAGAUGGUUGUUUUGAGAGAGAUAUUGAUGUCCUCUGUACGUGCUGGGGAUCCUCUUGCUGCAUGGAGUGCUGCAGCUCGUCUACUUAGAUCAUUUUACCCACUCAUCACGCCUGCUGGUCAGAGUGGACUUGCAAGCUCGCUUGCAAAUUCUGCAGAAAGGCUUCCAUCAGGCACACGCUGUGCUGAUCCUGCCCUUCCUUUUAUUAGGCUGCACUCAUUUCCCCUCCAUCCUUCACAGACAGAUAUCAUAAAACGUAAUUCUCAAAAGGAGUGGUGGACUGGCUCAGUUCCCUCUGGACCAUUUAUCUACACACCUUUCAGCAAGGGAAGUUCCACUGAUUCUGUUAAACAAGAGCUGACUUGGAUUGUGGGAGAACCAGUUCAUGUUUUAGUAGAAUUAGCAAAUCCUUGUAGCUUUGAUCUUAUUGUCGAAAGCAUCUAUCUCUCAGCUCAUUCUAACAACUUUGAUGCUUUUCCUGUUAGUGUAAAUCUACCUUCUAACACUUCCAAGGUGAUAUCGUUAUCUGGCAUUCCAACGAAAGUUGGAGCAGUUUCAAUACCUGGAUGCAUUGUCCAUUGUUUUGGUGUCAUCACAGAGCAUCUAUUUAGAGAUGUUGAUAACUUGCUUCUUGGAGCAUCACAAGGUCUUGUUCUUUUAGACCCUUUCAGAUGUUGUGGUUCUACCAAGCCAAGGAAUGUGUCCUUUCCAAACAUUUCUGUGGUGCCACAUCUACCCCUGCUAGUUUCCCGUAUGGUCGGAGGAAAUGGUUCUACAAUAUUGUAUGAAGGUGAAAUUCGUGAUAUUUGGAUAAGUCUAACAAAUGCAGGGACUGUGCCAAUUGAACAAGCACACCUUGCAUUAUCAGGGAAGAACCAGGAUUCUGUUAGCUCAAUUGCACAUGAUGUUUUGUCGUCAGCUCUUCCUUUGAAGCCUGGUGGUGAAGUGACUAUUCCGGUGACUCUAAAAGCAUGGCAAUUACAUUUAUCUGAUACUGAUUUAGAUGCUACUAAGAGCCCUUCUGCAAAUACACGAAGAGUGUCUAAGGAAGGAAGCAGCCCUUUGUUGGUUGUUUAUUAUUCUGGUCCAUUAACAAAUUCUGAUGAAUUAAACUGCAAUGGGAAUACUGUUCCACCAGGAAGGCGAUUAGUUGUCCCUUUAAAUGUGUCUGUUCUGCAAGGCUUGCGCUUUAUAAGGGCACGCCUGCUUUCAAUGGAGUUUCCUGCACGUAUAGGUGGGGCACUUCCUAAAAGAAUUAAUAGUGAGAAAGAUAUCACUGAAGAAGGAAAUUCUUUGGUAAGGAUUGAUCCUUACCGAGGCAGUUGGGGCCUGCGACUUCUUGAACUAGAACUGUCUAAUCCUACAGAUGUAGUUUUUGAGGUCAAUGUGUCUGUGCAGUUGGAGAGUCAUCCGAGUGAGUAUGGCAUGUCAAUUUUCAACAAUGCAGACAUUGACUUUGGUUACCGGAAAACCAGAAUUGAUCGUGAUUAUUCUGCAAGGGUGUUGAUUCCUUUGGAGAACUUUAAAUUGCCUGUCCUUGAUGUUUCUUUCUUUUCAAAAGAUACUCAAGUCAACAAUGUACUAGGAAAUGCAGUAGCAGAAAGGAAUGCAAAGGCUGAGUUAAAUGCUUCCAUCAACAAUUUGAUAUCCAAAAUAAAAGUGAGAUGGCAUUCUGGAAGAAAUAGUUCUGGAGAAUUGAACAUCAAAGAUGCUACUCAAGCAGCACUGCAAGCAUCAGUGAUGGACAUAUUACUCCCAGAUCCUUUAACCUUUGGAUUCAGGUUGGCUGAAAUUGGAACUCCAUCAGAAAACAUUGGCUCCUCUGAAGAAUCCAGUUCAGCAGAGAAUUCCACUCCUGAGUUCAUUGGAAAAGCUAAAGAUUCCAUAUCAGCUCAUGAGAUGACUCGCAUGGAAGUCAUUAUUCAGAAUAAUACAAAAGAAAAGAUUAGAAUGAACCUGACUGUAUCAUGCAGAGAUGUAGCAGGGGAGAAUUGCUUUGAAGGAAAUAAUGCAACUGUUCUAUGGGCUGGUAUCGUUACUGACAUCAAUCUGGAGGCGCCACCACUCCAAGAAAUUACACAUUCUUUUGCUCUUUACUUUCUUGUGCCAGGCGAGUACACAUUACUCACAGCUGCUGUCAUAAAUGAUCCAACUGAUGUCCUCAGAGCUCGUGCCAAAUCAGAUUCCUCAAACGAGCCAAUCUUUUGCCGUGGCUCCCCUUUUCAUGUACACGUUUCUGGGACUGCCUAAAUACCUAUCAUGCUGCAAUAAGGACAGGUCGUUUCAUUAUCUGUUAUCGGGCCUCCAUGUUUUUAGAUUCAUUCAGGAAUCAUCCAGUUUUGAUUAAUUCAUAUACACGUACGAUUAAAUCACGCUUAGACUCUGGAAAUAUGUAUUCUUUUCUUGCCGUGUUUGUUGUAUGCUCUAUUUUUCUGAUGACCGAAUUCA